Molecule: messenger RNA, 1917 nt
Organism: Acanthochromis polyacanthus (spiny chromis)
Lineage: Eukaryota; Metazoa; Chordata; Actinopteri; Pomacentridae
Gene: carnmt1
Product: carnosine N-methyltransferase 1
Exons: 8
Coding region: 29-1264 (411 amino acids)
Molecular function (GO): S-adenosylmethionine-dependent methyltransferase activity
Source: RefSeq, a predicted model, not a curated record
GAUUGGAUGACUGUAGUUUGUUACAGACAUGGCCGAAACAUCAGGGGAAGGAACGCAGGGUGGACCGUAUUUUCGGAAAGAAAGACUGAAAUGCAGCCCGGAGGACGAGGCGAGGCUGGAGAGGCAGCAUUUCUGGAGAAUAAUUCACGCUUUUAGGUCUUACAGGGUCCAUGUCCAGGAGCAGGUCAAGCGUGCUGAGCGUCAGUUUCGGAGCCUUUCGCAGCGGCACCAGAACUUGUUGCCUGGAGUUUUAUCCAACCUGACUCGUAUCAGCCAGUGUGCAGACCACAACCAGGAGGUGCUGCAGGCUAUCAUUCACAACAGCCUCCACAUGUUUGAGAACAUGGAGUAUGGUGAGAGGCAGGAGGAUCCCAGAAAAAUACGGCCAUCCUCCACAUUUGACAUGGACAAACUUAAGUCCACGAUAAAGCAGUUUGUCAGAGACUGGAGUGAAGCAGGUCGGGCUGAGAGGGACUCCUGCUACAAGCCAAUCAUCCAGGAGAUCCAAAGACUUUUCCCAAGUGACCAAUAUGAUGUGUCUAAGGUGAGCGUGCUGGUUCCGGGUGCUGGGCUUGGCCGUCUAGCCUGGGAGUUAGCUAGGCUGGGUUACACAUGCCAGGGCAACGAAUGGAGCUUCUUCAUGCUCUUCUCCUCCAACUUUGUUCUCAAUAGGUGUGAAAAGGUGAACUCUCUGACCCUGUACCCAUGGAUCCACCAGUUUAGCAACAACAAGAAAUCUUCCGACCAAACUCGACCAAUCAGAUUCCCUGAUGUCAACCCUCAGAGCUUGCCGCUAACUUCAGACUUCUCCAUGGUAGCUGGGGACUUUGUGGAGGUCUACAGUGACCCAGAGUCCUGGGACUGUGUGGCUACCUGCUUUUUUAUUGACACAGCUCAUAAUGUGAUAGAGUAUGUGGAGACCAUCUGGAAGAUUCUUAAGCCUGGAGGAGUGUGGAUCAACCUAGGCCCACUCCUGUAUCACUUUGAGAACAUUGCCAAUGAGCUGUCAGUUGAACUGAGCUAUGAAGACGUUAGAGCAGCGAUGGUUAAACUAGGCUUCCACAUUGAGGUGGAGAAGGAAUCUGUACAAACCACCUACACAGAGAAUGACCGGUCUAUGCUCAGAUAUGUUUACGACUGUGUCUUCUUUGUUGUACGGAAACCUGCAGAACUGUACUUCAAUUGUCAAGAGAACGAUGGAGAACUGAGUUCUUCACCGGCUGCUAAAUCACCGCGGCGAGAGGGUAUGGACAGCCUAACGUGACAAGAAAUCCUUUGACAAAAGCAGUGAACCGAGAGGAGCACCACUAGUGACUAAGAAAAGAAGAGAAAAAAUCAAAUGGACAUAAUCUUUUUUUCUCUCAAAUGUAUUUUUUAUGAUAUCUCCCUUGGAAACGUGCCGAACUCUGCAGGCCCUGUUUUUUUGUGGGACAGGUGAACCACCUGAAUAUGGCUCAAAAUGUCGAAUGUUGCUUUGCAGCAUUAUGUGAUCUGUAAUGCCAGAAAAAACGGUCUAAAUACUUAACAUCUCUUGAUCCCGGAGUUUAAGAUGAAUUACUGGCUGCUAUUUGUUUUAAUGGUUUGCGUGUCAGCUACAUGCCAUGAAGAGUAUGUUUCUUUUAACUAUGGAGGCCUAAAGUCUUACUCAUUCUUAUCCACUGCCUGACAGUUUGUGUUAAGUGUGUCUGCUUGUGUGUGUGUGUGCGUGCGUGCGUGUGUUUGGAGAAUGCGGUGUGCACAUUUGCGCUUGAAAUUAUUUAUUUUUUCAAAUAUGGUGCCACUAACUACAUGCAUAUUGCAUCGAUCACCUUUCAGCUGUUCAGGAAUAAGUUGUUUUAAAGUUGGAAAUGAUUCUCAUCAAUUUAACGGAUCUCUUAGUACACUUUGAAAUAAAGCCAAAACUUUUAAAAAGUAAAA